Molecule: messenger RNA, 970 nt
Organism: Lingula anatina
Lineage: Eukaryota; Metazoa; Brachiopoda; Lingulata; Lingulida; Lingulidae
Product: estrogen-related receptor gamma
Biological process (GO): regulation of DNA-templated transcription
Cellular component (GO): nucleus
Molecular function (GO): steroid binding; sequence-specific DNA binding; nuclear steroid receptor activity
Source: RefSeq, a predicted model, not a curated record
GGCAUAGCACCGAUUAUUAAGUUCAAGUGAAGGUGAGUUAACGCCUCUAUUUUGUUUUGGACUUGGUGUUGGGAAUUCCUCUCUCGAUCAUGCCUUGAUCUCCUGUCGACUCAAGCCAGCGAAAUUCGCCAUUGUGAUAGUGGAUAUGCCGGUUACACGUGCCGGAUGUAAAAUAUUUCAAUUAAAAUUUAAAGAUUUGAAAAGUUCAUUUACGGAGAACUAUCAAAAAAUAUAGAGGAUGAGUGCUGACUCCACCACAGUGAAACUGGAGCCUAUGUCUAAUGGCAUGGUGUCCAUUGCAGACUAUUCUUCUAAUGGAAUGGUGAAUGGAGCUGUAUUCUCUAGUGAUCAAAGUGAUACCUCCUCGCCUGAUGAUCGCACCAUAGUGGUCUCCUCUCCUAGCCAGCUGGCGCUAGCGUCAAGCACAAUGUCUCCAGAUCAAGAAAAUGGGGAUGUAAAGAAGACAUGUUUAGUUUGUGGAGAUGUUGCAUCGGGGUAUCAUUACGGUGUAGCAUCAUGUGAAGCAUGUAAAGCAUUUUUUAAGCGGACCAUUCAAGGUAACAUUGAGUACACCUGCCCAGCCAAUGCCAACUGUGAAAUCAACAAACGCAGGAGGAAAGCGUGCCAGGCGUGUCGUUUCAAGAAAUGCCUGCUGAUGGGCAUGCUAAAGGAAGGUAAGACAUUGCCCAUAGCCUUCACCCUAAAGCAAAUAACAAAACAUCCAGUUUGUUUUGAUCACAAUUGUCCCAGGGCUGAGGCUCAUAGACAACAUGCUUUUUGGACCAAGAUAAAUACUAUUUUUUUGCAGAAGAAAAUAAUGAAAAAAAUAUGAUUUAAUUUCAUUGAAAUCAAUAAUUAAAUAAAAAUAGAUCUUGAUCAUUAAAUCACAACCCAGAGAACUACCAUUGAUCAGAUAAUAAGCAACUUUGAAGAUGAUCAUGAUGAAAGAGCCAGAGGAUUUCUCUUGGCA